AUGUCUCAGCCUGUCUACAAGCUGUAUUUUACCGGACGCGAUGACCCACGGAACGGGUGUAUCGUGAUCGGUGAGGAUACGAAACCCAUAUUCUUUCGUUUCGACACCCCAGACAUCUUCAUGGGCAAUGCGCGUACAGCAGUCACCAAGGGGAACGGGGAUAUGGUCGCUUUCUUCGAAUGGACGGGAACAAGCCAUCCUGGUUCAGCCACCAUCAUCGGCGACCGUCAGAUCCCUAUGGGGCGCCUUGUUAUGACCAAUUUACCGUUUACGCCGCCUGGGUCGCGAGUAUUUGAAUCAAGCCGUGGUGGACGGUACGCUUGGAGAAAGCCCGGCAAUGGCUCAAACGCCUACGAUGUACGUCGAGACCCACCUGUACCCAUUGGGAUUUACCGGCGCUUUGUUCAGUGGACGCCGAUAGGUCCCUCAUAUGCUUACAUGCAAUACACAUUCGACGACGACGUCCUAUUGCUCGACUCAUUGCUUGCACUGUCAUUGAACCGCUGGCUUGAUCUCCAGGGAUUAUGA
Molecule: messenger RNA, 528 nt
Organism: Gloeophyllum trabeum ATCC 11539
Lineage: Eukaryota; Fungi; Basidiomycota; Agaricomycetes; Gloeophyllales; Gloeophyllaceae
Exons: 4
Coding region: 1-528 (175 amino acids)
Source: RefSeq, a predicted model, not a curated record